Messenger RNA from Acanthosepion pharaonis, 603 nucleotides. NCBI's taxonomy places the organism in Eukaryota, Metazoa, Mollusca, Cephalopoda, Sepiida, Sepiidae. The record is from the annotation of a GenBank genome assembly.
AUGAGUAGCUGGUCGUUAUCUAUCUAUCUAUCUAUCUAUCUAUCUAUCUAUCUAUCUAUCUAUCUUUUCAUCUCUUCCUAUCUAUCUAUCUAUCUAUCUAUCUAUCUAUCUAUCUAUCUGCUUCAGUCUCUAUCUAUGCACACACACACACACACAUAUAUAUAUAUAUAUACUUCAGUCUCUUCCUAUCUAUCUAUCUAUCUAUCUAUCUAUCUAUCUAUCUUCAACUGUUCAUAUCUAUCUAUCUAUCUAUCUAUCUAUCUAUCUAUCUAUCUAUCUCGGUCUGUUCAUAUCUAUCUAUCUAUCUUUCACAAAUUACUUAACAAACCUUUUACUUAUAUUAAUUUUAUCUAUCUAUCUAUCUAUCUAUCUAUCUAUCUCAGUCUGUUCAUAUCUAUCUAUCUACCAUCUCAGUCUGUUCCUAUCUAUCUAUCGAUCCAUCUCAGCCUGUUCAUAUCUAUCUAUCUAUCUAUCUAUCUAUUUCAGUCUGUUCAUAUCUAUCUAUCCAUCUCAGUCUGUUCAUAUCUAUCUGUCUAUCUAUCUAUCUCAGCCUGUUCAUAUCUAUCUAUCUAUCUAUCUAUCUAUCUAUCUAUCUAUUAUUAA